Messenger RNA from Botrytis deweyae, 969 nucleotides. RefSeq lists its product as uncharacterized. The coding region runs from base 1 to 969 and encodes 322 amino acids. Gene Ontology annotation, molecular function: catalytic activity. The record is from RefSeq and is a predicted model, not a curated record. The transcript has 3 exons. NCBI's taxonomy places the organism in Eukaryota, Fungi, Ascomycota, Leotiomycetes, Helotiales, Sclerotiniaceae.
AUGACCCAAACACCGAUACCACCCAGAUAUGUACGAGUCGCAGUAACACAAUUUGAACCUGUUUGGCUCGACUUGCAAAAGACAGUUGAUAAAACAUGUCUUCUUAUCAAAGAAGCGUCUGUAAAUGAAGCACAGCUGGUAUCAUUCCCAGAAUGCUGGAUACCAGGGUAUCCAUCAUGGAUAUGGACUCGAAGUGUUGAUUUUGAUCUCUCUACUACCUAUAUCAAGAACUCAUUACGCAUCGAUUCAACCGAGAUGGGUCGCAUAUGUGCAGCAGCGAAAGAAGGCAAUAUAUCAGUCGUGUUAGGUUUUAGCGAGAAUUGGAAUCACUCUCUUUACAUUUCUCAAGCAAUAAUCGAUCAUGAAGGCAUCAUACAAGUGAAACGUCGAAAGCUUAAGGCUACACAUAUGGAGAGAACUGUAUUUGGCGAGGCAUCGGGAUCAUCGUUGACGAACGUAGUUGAUCUCGCUGGCAUUGGACGAGUGGGAGCUUUAGCUUGCUGGGAACAUGCACUUCCUCUACUCAGAUACCACAGUUAUAGCCAGCGCGAAAGUAUUCACGUCUCCCAGUGGCCACCAAUAUGGGAACAUAGUGGAGGACCUGAUCUUUGGUCCAUGUCCAGAGACGGAAGCCGAACUCUUUCGCAGGCAUAUGCCAUAGAGUCACAAUCAUUCGUCUUGCAUACUACAGCAGUGCUAAGUCAGGACGGAAUCGAUAGAAUGGAUACUAGUAAUGGUCUUGUUAUGAACAUGCCUGGUGGAGGCACUUCUGCCAUUUUCGGCCCAGAUGGACGAAAAUUGUCCCAAGAUUUGCCAGAUACAGUUGAGGGUUUCUUAUAUGCAGAUCUCGAUCUAGAUGAAAUUUUGAAAUCGAGGAGUUUCUUGGAUGUUUGUGGUCAUUAUAGUCGACCUGAUUUGCUGAAUAUAAGGGUUAACGACAUAGAAAGGGUUUUGGCCGACAGUGCGUAA